Messenger RNA from Rhizophagus irregularis DAOM 181602=DAOM 197198, 876 nucleotides. Lineage: Eukaryota; Fungi; Glomeromycota; Glomeromycetes; Glomerales; Glomeraceae. The record is from RefSeq and is a predicted model, not a curated record.
AUGUGCCAUAAAUUCCUUAAAGUGUCUUUUGGUCCUAAAAUCAAUUUCAUUAUAGGACAUAAUGGGAGAAUCACGGUCUGCCUUGGGGGAAAAGCUAAUGUUACAAAUCGUGCUUCAAAUUUAAAAUCGCUUAUUCGUGAAGGAGCCAAUGUUGCACAAAUUACUUUGAAGCUUCGAAAUCGUGGAGAAGACGCUUUUCGUCAUGAAAUAUAUGGCGAUUCAAUCAUUAUUGAACGUCGAAUUACUCGUGAUGGAAGUAAUGGAUACAAGUUAAAAACUCAAGAUGGAAAGACAGUUUCCACAAAACGAGAAGAUUUGAACGCAAUCUUGGAUCAUAUGGCGAUACAAGUAGAUAACCCUUUGAAUGUGUUAUCUCAAGAUACUGCACGUCAAUUUUUACACACAUCAAGUCCCGAAGAUAAAUAUAAGUUCUUCAUGAAAGGAACACAUUUAGCUCAAUUGAGUUCUGAUUACGAACUUAUUCGCGAAAGUAUAGAUACUACAAGAGAAAUCAUCAAAUACAAGAAUGAAAUUCUACCUGACCUUCUCAAAGAGGCUAAAGAAGCAGAAGCAAGAUUUAAGGACAUGCAAAGAGCUCGUGAACUUGAAAAGUCCCUCUCUUCAUUGAAGGAACAAAUGGCUUGGGCUCAGGUUGAAGAACAAGAACGGAUCGUUAAUGACGCCGAAAGGAAUUUACAACGGGCCAUGAAACGUUUACCGAAUUUACAAGAAAAACUCGAAAAGGAGGAGGUAAGAAUAAUUAUGUUCGUUCAUUAUCGAGUAAUCACGACGCUUCUAAAAAAAAGGCAGUUACAGAAAUCAUAUGCAAAAAACACCUUACAGCAGAGUUUUCUAAUCUUUAAUUCUGUUUCAUAA